Messenger RNA from Heteronotia binoei (common prickly gecko), 4598 nucleotides. It is a transcript of the gene NOC2L, whose product is annotated as NOC2 like nucleolar associated transcriptional repressor. The transcript has 20 exons. The coding region runs from base 76 to 2421 and encodes 781 amino acids. The record is from RefSeq and is a predicted model, not a curated record. Gene Ontology annotation, cellular component: Noc2p-Noc3p complex; nucleolus; nucleoplasm. Gene Ontology annotation, molecular function: transcription corepressor activity; histone binding. Gene Ontology annotation, biological process: negative regulation of transcription by RNA polymerase II; ribosomal large subunit biogenesis. Lineage: Eukaryota; Metazoa; Chordata; Lepidosauria; Squamata; Gekkonidae.
GGGUUAUGUAAUCCGGUGCAUGGGACCUGGGAAGAAAUCUCGCUGGGUUCAGUAGGAUUUAUUUGAACAAAUGGAAUGUCUUUGCAUAGCACUGUAUGUUAUUAUGUGAGAGUAAAACUGGCUGAACUGAGCGUUGAUGAAUUCCUUACCUCUGGGAUUGAUUCCGAAGUGGAUGGGGAUUCGGGAGAUGCUGUGGAUUCUGGUGAAGAAGAUACAGGAAGAAAGCAAAGUCAGAAGGGAAAGUCCGCCAGCAGCAAGCAGAAGACAGCGCUUAAAUCUAAAUCUGCAGAAAAGAUACCAAAGAAGGGCAAAGCAUCCGAACACAAAAACCAGCUCUCACGGCUGAAGGAACGAGAUCCAGAAUUUUACAAAUUCUUGCAAGAAAAUGACCAGAAGCUGCUCAAUUUUGAUGACUCCGACAGCUCAGAUGAGGAGAAUGGACUUCACGUGUUGCCUGAUAAAUUGGAGGAAGCAAGCGACGACGACGAUGAAGAAGAAGAAGGGACUGCCAAAUGGAAGAAAGUUGACUUCAUCACUGUAAACUUGAAGAUGGUGGAGAACUGGAAAAGUUCUGCAAAGAAGAACUUGUCGCCCAGACUCUUCCACAAUAUCACCCAGGGUUUCAAAGCCUGUGUGGUGACAGCCAAGGGGGACGCUGAAGGAUCGGGACCUGGCAAGUUCAAAGUCACCGAUAGCGCAGUGUUCAACACGUUGGUGUCCUUCUGUGUUCGCGACCUCUUUGGCCUGCUGCACAAACUGCUUGAGGGGAAAACUGGCAAAAACAGAUCCAAGAUGGUCGCCCCUUCUUCCAGCCCGCUCUGGGGGAAGCUUCGCCUGGAUAUCAAGACAUACCUUGGCUGCUCCAUUCAGCUCCUGUCUUGCUUAACAGAGGCCUCCGUGGGAACUGCCAUUCUUCACCACGUCCACACCAUGGUGCCUUAUUACCUGGCUUUCCCAAAGCAGUGCCGGAUGUUGCUUAAGCAAGCCACUCAUCUCUGGAGCACAGGCGAGGAAACGAUCAGAGUUCUAGCUUUUCUGGUGCUCAACAAAAUUUGCCGGCACAAGAAGGAUGGCUACUUGAACCCGGUGCUUAAGCAAAUGUACAUCUCCUACGUGAAAAACUCCAGGUUCACUUCUCCCAACGCCCUUCCCAUGAUCAGCUUCAUGCAGCGGACUCUGACAGAGAUGUACGCCCUGGACACCAGCAUCUCCUACCAGCACGCUUUCAUCUAUAUCCGCCAGCUUGCCAUUCACCUGCGCAGUGCCAUGACGAUGAAGAAGAAGGAGAAUUACCAGUCUGUUUACAACUGGCAGUACAUCCACUGCCUUUACUUCUGGUGCCGGGUCCUGAGUACCAUCUACCCUAGCGAUGUCAUGGAGCCCUUGAUUUACCCUCUGACCCAAAUCAUCAUUGGCUGCAUUAAGCUGGUACCCACAGCUCGUUUCUACCCCUUGCGCAUGCACUGCGUUCGGGCUCUCACCCUGUUGUCGGAGAACACAAGAACAUUCAUUCCCGUUCUGCCCUUCAUCUUGGAGAUUUUCCAGCAGGUGGACUUCAACAAGAAACCAGGCCGCAUGAGUUCCAAACCCAUUAACUUUGCGGUCAUCUUGAAGCUCUCCAACGCCAACUUGCAGGAGAAGUCCUUUCGGGACGGUCUUAUUGAGCAGCUGUAUGACCUCACCCUGGAGUAUCUCCACACCCAAGCUUACAUGAUUGGGUUCCCCGAACUAGCUCUUCCAGCCAUUAUUCAGCUCAAGGCUUUCCUGAAAGUGUGCAAGGUUGCAAACUACUGCAAGACCAUCCGUCAGCUUUUGGAGAAGCUGCAGGAGAACUCUGCCUACAUUACCAACAAGCGCCAGAAAGCCAGCUUCGGCGUCGCCAACCGGGAGGCCGUGGAUCAGUGGGAGAAGGCAGUCAAAGAAGAAGGGACUCCGUUGAUGACUUACUAUGCACACUGGAAGAAGCUGAGGGAGAAGGAGAUACAGCUGGAGAUCUCGGGCAAAGAACGGCUUGAAGAACUGAACUUCCCUGAAAUCAAGCGGAAGAAACCAGGAGAGCAGAAAGAGGAGGACAAGAAGGAGUUCAAGGACCUCUUUGAGAUGAGCAGUGACUCAGAUGAGGAGGCCAUCAGCUUCUCUGUCAAAGAGAAAUCAAAGUUCAAGGAAUCGAAGGGCAGCCUAGAUGGCAGCAGCGAGGAAGAAGACGAUGAGGAAGGCCAAUAUGAAGUGGAAGAGGAUGGCGAGGAGGAGGAAGACUCGAGUGAUUCAGACGAAGGCUGGGGGGCAGCUCCCAAAGGGAGCCACCGUGGCGCGCGUGAGGGUGCCAGGAAACAGCUGUCUCGGGCGGAGCUGCAGCAGCUGGCGCAGGGACCCGAGGACAUCGUGGAAGACUUCAACUUCUCCGAUGAGGAUGCCGACUGACAGCGCUGGAUGCAGGCUGGCUUAUCCCUGGCAGGGGUAUAGAGGGAGCUGAGCCCGGUUGAGGGAGGGGGGCACAGGGCAAAGGACAAGCCUUCCCGUUGGGCUGGGGCAGGGAAGAAUCGCUUCUGUGAAGCUGCCCAAGACGCCGCUUGGGAACGUGAAAAAUCUUCUCUGGCUGAGCCUUUAAAAAAAGAAAUGCUUUGGGGAGAAUUGCAGUAAAAUUUGUGGUUACAGCGGGGGUGCUAAACCGGCUCAGCCAAGAUCAUAAAAAGCACUCAUUAAAAUCUGCCACUUUAACUAAUGGGGGGGUGGAUGGAGGUGCUUGGCCAAGUUCCUGUUUUUUUCCUGUGUGUGUUGGGGGGGGGGGGUUAAUAGCCUCCCCAGCCUGCUGUUCCCCUCCCUCCUGCCAGCUGCAGGUCAGUCUGCCCCUCACCCCCCCCGCCCCCUCUUGCCCCCACUCCCAGCAGGGCAGACCCAGAGCGUAGCAGCUGCCACCCCCUCUCCCCCCCCCCCCCCCCCCCCCGUGGGGCCUUCCUUGUGCUUUACGGCGCCACAGAUCUCUGCACUGUAAUCAGGCUGCUCCUAUACAGAGCAGGAGUGAUCCGGGUUUGCUGAGCAGAUGUCCGAGAAGAGAGGGUUAACAGCCCAGCGUGGGUCGAGUUUCUUCCUUUUCAUGGAAAUUUCUCUCCCCUGCAGCUCUCAGAAGCUGCCCAAUUCUGUUUUUUAUUGGUACACAAGGUCUUUCCAAGCAGAUUGGGGGGGGGGGGGGGGAGUUGGCCCGAACACCCCGCCCUUCCUACCUCUUAUUGUCCCCCUUGGAAACCCUGCCUGUAGCAGAGAGGCCGUCUGCCUUCUUUGCCAGGAACGCGGGGGGGGGCGGGGAACCCUCUCUGUCUUCACAUGAACGCUCAGUCCAGAUGUUUUGCGGUGGCGCGUACCGUCUCUGCUUCUGCAGCUUCAGUGAGGCAAACCUGUUACCCUGUGUGCAGCCGGCCCCUGCAGGGCCGAGGGGUCCAAACAAGAAAGGGCUCUUGUGAGUCAGCCGUAGCAGUGGUGGAGCUUGUAAGCCGCUUACCUUGCAGGUAACUACCCCAUUUGUACACUGUGCACAUGGGAAUCAUGAAGGGCCCCCCCCUCACCCCCCCCCCCCAAAAAAAACCCCCAAAACUAGCAGGAACCAUUAGCCUCUGGCUUAUAUUUCAGUCUCAGACACUUGAUUCUUCUUGUACGGGGAAGUUGAAGGCCCAUGUGCAGACUGCAGAAUUUCCCAUCUGUGCUUCCUGUUAAGCCACACGGAUUGGCAAGCCACACUUAAGGGAGAGGUAGCCGUCGCUUUUUUUUUUCUUGUAAAAGCACACAGUGGGGGAAGCGAGGAACCAUUUUAUAAAUUAAGUGAUUUCUCUUUUUUUAUUAUCAUUAUUAUUUAAAUUGAUUUACUGGAAAGCGCUGGCCCUGGGUGUAAUGGAUAAUUACCAUUUACAAUAUAUAAAGAAGCUAAGGUACCACCAAGCUAAUUUUUUCUUCUUCUUUUUCCUUUGCAUUUUCCAAAAAAAAAGAAAAGUAGAACGUGCAGUGUUUUAAAACAGGAAGGGCCAGUAGAGAGAGAGAGAGAGAGAGACAGAGACGGACAAGCAUCGAUCACAUGAUUGGUUUCCCACCACUGUACAAAUCGCAAGGGGCGGCAGCUGGUGUGAGCUCCCUCCGCAAGGGGGGGUGGCCACACGGGUACCUCUCGCCCCAGUCGUGGGGACCAGGUAAAAAUGUGCAACUCCCCAUCCUCUACGAGCCCCACCCCCCUCAGCGUCCACACGCACCCGCAGACACAUUCCCCGCACACAAAACAAAAUAAAAACUCAAAGCAGGGUCUUCUGUACACACGGCUGUUCGGGAAGCAGAGGUGCUCUGCCCUUCUCUGCCCCCCUCCUCCUCCUCUCCCUCUUCUCUCCCCCCCCCCCCCCAAAUGUUGUAUUUUUUUUCCUUCUUCCACAAAAAGACAGUUCGUGGCAGGGCCCAGGGAGGAGGGACUCCGUCACAGUCCAUCUUUGCAAAGGUUUAAGCAGCAAAACCUCAACAAUAGUCUUUUUUUUUAAAGGAAAUUAAAAAAAAAACAACUUGCUACUCCACAGAGCUACCUGUGCUGUACCGUCCAAACUGAAGUAAACAUGGACCAAAACUUG